This is a messenger RNA of Clupea harengus (Atlantic herring), 2394 nucleotides long. RefSeq names its product Glyco_transf_54 domain-containing protein. Gene Ontology annotation, molecular function: acetylglucosaminyltransferase activity. Gene Ontology annotation, cellular component: endoplasmic reticulum-Golgi intermediate compartment; Golgi stack; endoplasmic reticulum. The record is from RefSeq and is a predicted model, not a curated record. Gene Ontology annotation, biological process: protein N-linked glycosylation. Lineage: Eukaryota; Metazoa; Chordata; Actinopteri; Clupeiformes; Clupeidae.
UCAACUGGUUUAGCUUCCUCAACAGGUAGAGGGAGAUGGUGUGCAAGAUUUCGGGAUCCGGACAGAGCACUUUUCUUUCUGUCAGCUAAAGGAAAGGUGUAAUUUAGGUGGUUUCUACGCGGGGAAGACAAGUCAUGAAGACAGCACUGCCUGAACCUACCUUGGUGUUUUCUCACUUUGUUCUCAAACAACUUAUCCACUGCUAGGAAUGAACGACGUUAAUUUAACUUUUCUUCUGUGUUGUAUAAUUGUUUCGCUCCUGAGAGUAGCAGUAAUUUAGUAGUAGCCUAUACAUUUAAAGACAACUGAGUUUCAUGAACGCGUAUGGAAUGAGAUGAGGCACAACUAUGGCACGCUGCUUAUUGUUUUCAGUAUGGGAUGUUUGUUUGUGAUCUCAUGGCACUCAGCUCAGAAAGAUUACACCUCAAAACAGGUGGACCUUGCAAGCCUGUUUGAGCGACUGCAGCAAGCGGAGCAACGAGCAACUGAGCUUACAACCGAGCUCAAUUUUGUCCUCAAGCAUCUCGAUAAUGUCACUCAGACCACCAACACCAGUUCUAGCCAUGCCCAGGGUGUGGAUAAGAAAGAAGACGUGAAUGCUUCUAUCUCCAUGUCUUAUCAGACCAGCUCCCUCUUUUACCUACCACACCUGCGACAUCAUAAGGACAGCCUUGUGGCUAAUGCAUAUCUGGGGAAAGGUCGCUCUGGAGUAUCACUGGUGUUGGGUAUCCCGACAGUUCACAGGCAGAAACAGAGUUACCUGGUGAACACCAUAGCUUCACUCCUCUAUGACCUCUCACCCCAGCAGAAAGAUGACAUGGUCAUCAUCAUCUUUGUUGCUGAGACAGACCCGGCAUUUGUCACAAGUGUGGCUGAGGAUGUGCGAAUGAAUUUUCCUGCAGAUGUUAGUGCUGGGCUUGUGGAAGUGAUCUCCCCACCUGCCAGUUUUUAUCCAGACUUCUCUGAGCUGAAGAGCACCUUUGGGGACUCCAAAGAUAGAGUCAAGUGGAGAACGAAGCAGAAUUUGGAUUUUAGCUUUCUCAUGAUGUACGCACAGCCGAAGGGAACCUUUUACGUCCAGCUGGAGGAUGACAUUGUGGCAAAGCUUGGCUACUCUGAUAUGAUGAAGACGUUUGCUACUGGUGUGUCGUCAGAGGAGUGGCUCUACCUAGAGUUCUCUCAGCUGGGCUUCAUCGGAAAACUGUUCAGGACUUCUGAUUUACCAAUGGUAGUGGAAUUCUUUCUGAUGUUCCACAAAGACAAGCCAAUAGACUGGCUCUUGGAUCACAUCUUGUGGGUUAAAGUCUGCAACCCUGAAAAAGACGCAAAACACUGCAAUGCUGAGAAAAGCAGAAUGAAGCGGAGACACAAACCAUCACUGUUUCAACAUGUUGGUCUCCACUCUUCCCUUCCGGGGAAGAUCCAGAAUCUAAAAGAUAAGGACUUUGGGAAGCAGCCACUCUUCACCCCCCAUAAGAACCCCGGCGCAGAGCUGAGCAGCAGCCUGAAGCACUACCAGACCCACUCACUGGACAAGGCCUACAGGGGACAGGACUUCUUCUGGGGCCUGACUCCCACCGCAGGAGACUAUAUCCACAUCCUCUUCCAGCAGCCACAGAGAGUGCAGGGGUACCUUUUUCGGAGUGGCAACAUUGAGACGAAUGGCGACAGGUUCUACAACACCACAGUGGAGGUGCUGCCAAGGGACAGAUCUGUGGUUGAGAGGGUUCAAAAAGGAGAACUGCCUCAAUACCAGGCAUCCUCAGAUGGUUUUAUUGUCAUUGGUUCUUUUGUAAACGGGUUGGCUGAGGGGGUGCUGGAUGCUGCUGUACAGGAGCUGACUGCCUUGCGCCUGCUGGUCCACACAGACUCUGAUGUAUGGGUUCUACUGAGUGAGAUGUUCAUUAAGGUUUAAUGGGGGGACAGGCAACUGAGUGGAGAGAAACCAGAGAAGUAAUUCUACAGUACCCCUCCACCAACAUUCAUGGCAUGACCUCUAGUGGACAACUGUGGAACUGCAAUGCACAUUAUCACUUUCCGAUAUUGAAGGACGACCUCAGGGUAUUAUUCUUGGUUUUUUGUUGUUGUUUUAAAGUAAAUUCGUCUAUUUUUGUAAUAUACAAUAAUGCACCCACGUGCAUUGUGUUAAAAACAUGACACACUGGAUUUCAUCUUGCAGAUUUGAACAUUUCCAUCCCUUUGCAUGUAGCCUUUAUUGUUUAUUGUAUUGUUUUUAUUUUAUGUUUUUGUUUAUAUUUUAUGUAAUUAUUGGAUCAAAAAUGCCAAAUAAGGGUUUUUAUUAUAUAUAUAUACUAGUAUGAAUGAUGUAUGUGCAUGAGCAGUGAGCAAGUCAGCAGGGAGAAUAAAGUCUUUUUUUAACCUUAUUAAUAUUAA